AAUAAGGGGGUAGCCCCAGCCAGUGGAAGGUUCCAGCGUCCUGACUCCCCACCCAAACUCACUACAUCCAGGGGCAGAGCUAGAUGGCACCUACUUUUUACCAUUAUUGGCCUGUGCCCAUGACUGAUAAAUCAGAGUCAAUGCUGGAAAGUCAGAGGCUGGGGAGGCUGGGGUGUCUGGGUAUCUUGCUGAUCCCGGUGGUGGUGGCUCUGUUAGUGGCCGUGAUCACCCUUGGGAUCAGAGUCAACAGCAAAGCCUGCAAGGAUGGCCUCCUGGCAGAGCAGGAGUGUCGCAAUGCCACCCGCCUCCUGGAGCUCCGGCUGACCCAAACCCAGCAAGACUUACUGGAGACCAUGGACCAGGCUGCCACCUGUAACCAGACUGCGAUGAACCUGUCUGCUUCCCUGGAAAAGGAGAAUGCCCGGGGUCAGAAGCAGCUCAUUCGAGAAAAGGAGCUUCAGGGAGAGAUUGAGAAAUUGAAGCAGGAGCUGCAGGAUGCUUUGGAGAAGGUGGAGCGACUAAGGUCAUGGUGCCCCUCAUUCUCGGUUAAUAGACCACCACGGGACGCCUGGUUGGCUCAGUCGGUGAAGCGUCUGCCUUCGGCUCAGGUCAUGGUCUCCAGGUCCUGGAAUGGAGUCCCUCAUCAGGCUCCCUGUUCAGCGGGGAGCCUGCUUCUCCCUCUUCCUCCACCUGCCGCUCCCCCUUCUUGUGCUCUCUCUCUGAUAAAUAAAUAAAUAAAAUCUUUAAAA
Messenger RNA from Ailuropoda melanoleuca (giant panda), 749 nucleotides. RefSeq names its product bone marrow stromal cell antigen 2 (gene BST2). Gene Ontology annotation, biological process: innate immune response; defense response to virus. Gene Ontology annotation, molecular function: metalloendopeptidase inhibitor activity. The record is from RefSeq and is a predicted model, not a curated record. The transcript has 4 exons. Bases 84 to 734 code for a protein of 216 amino acids. Gene Ontology annotation, cellular component: Golgi apparatus; cell surface. Lineage: Eukaryota; Metazoa; Chordata; Mammalia; Carnivora; Ursidae.